GGGAGAGCGAGAGGGGACCCUAAUAGUUGUCAUCGUCUAUCGGAUACUAGAUUUAACAACAGGAAUUUCAACUGUAAUCUACAGGUGUAAUAGUUAGGUGGGGCUUAUUUACUGCCAAACAGACCGUGACUAUUUUAUCGUCUAUAUAAAUAUAUAUACGUUAUAGACUUGUAUAUAGGCCACUAUACUUAUGUUAUGUUAUCGAGACAAGCAGGUAUUCAUUUAUUGAAACUGACUAUUAUAAUAUUAUAUUAGAUACAACCCGACAUUUAUACAGUAAUAUACAAGUGACCAAUAUGAUAUAAUAUUCACAGAUUUACAUGGAAACUUUUGUUGACAUUUUGGAAUAGAAUCAGGCAACUACAAGAUUGUUCAAGUAAAUAGUGAUGUUGACAUAAUAACGGCUACAGGAUAUAGUCAAACAGCGAAUUAAGAUGGAUGAAUAUAGGUUGGGGAUUAAACUACUUCAAGCUCAAACAGACGGAAAUAUACAGGGAUUCGUAGAAACAUUAUCAUUACAAGAUAAGCAGCAAGCUUUAAUUACAUGUGCUAGACGAGGGUUGUAUGAAGUUGUAAUUUAUAUGUUAGAACACGGUAUUGAUUCACAUUAUAUUAAUGCCGAUCAGAACAACCUGAUACAUUAUCUUUUAUAUAAAUAUGAUAGUGAUGACGAACCCGAUAGACGUGAUUUGUUAUUACAAUGUGUAGUUAGAUUAGUUGAUGCUGGUGUAGAUGUCAACCAGGAGAAUAGACAUAAAGAGACACCUAUAUUUAUAGCUGCUGAACGAGGGUUGUAUGAAGUUGUAAUGUAUCUGUUAACACACGGAGUAGAUGUACAUUAUGUUGAUAUAUAUAAGGAAAACCUGAUAUGUCAACUUUUAAAUAACUAUGAUAGAUAUAACAAGCCAGCUAGGCGUGAUUUGUUAAUACAAUGUGUAGUUAAAUCAAUUGAUGCUGGUGUAGAUGUCAACCAGGAGAAUGAUGAUAAACUGACACCUAUAUUUAUAGCUGCUAGACGAGGGUUUUAUGAAGUUGUGAUAUAUAUGUUAAAACACGGAGUAGAUGUACAUUAUGUUGAUUGUUUAAAACGCAACAUUCUUCACCAUGUUUUAGUUUUUUCGGAUUCCCAUGUUAAAUUUGAAGAGAAGUGUAUACAGGUCGUUAAUACUUUAAUAAAAACAGGAGUAGACAUAAAUCAACCUGACAAUGAUGGUAAUACCCCGUUGUUCUAUGUCGUUGGAAUCUACGCGGAUAAACGGCUUGAAUGGAUCGAAUUACAAUCGAAACUAAAGACAGGACAGGACAGUCGUGGUCCACUGUAUUUUAAAUUGGUUAACAUUUUAUUAAAAGCUGGUUGUAAUGUGAACCAUCAAAAUAAACUGGGACGAACGGCUUUAAUGAGCUAUAUGAAAUACCAAGCUGAUAUCAGUAUAUUAAAACUGUUAAUUCCACAUUCUGAUCUAAGUUUAACUGAUUAUAAUGGUGAUACAGCAAUUAGUUAUAGUGUCCAAUAUCACAUGAUCAAUUCUACAGCCGUUUUUAAACUUUUAGUAAAUUCAGGUUCAGAUCUGAUGUCACGUGACAACGGAGUUAAGUUAUUCCAUGAUAUUUUAAAAUGUAAGAGGUUGUGGGUGUUCAGUUAUUACAUCGGGCGUAAGUUGAUUGUUAAUGGUUUUACAAUUGAAGGAGAAAAUAUGCUUCAUCUUUUAGCUCGUUUAAACUAUGAUUAUUCUGUAAGCAAGUUUAAAUGGCUGUUAAAUAACGAACUAGACAUCAACCAUCCCUGUUUUAAUACCAACACACCUACUAUGAUAACAUCCUUUUUAUUAAACAGUAAAUAUUUAGAAUUGUUGACACAUCAUCCCAGACUAGAGAUCAAUACACAAAAUAACCAGGGUCAUACAGCUCUACACCUUUGUAUCAUUGGAUUUACUAUGUUUAAAGAUGGCUUGAACAAGAGACAGGUAAAUGAUGUUGUUAAGAAUUAUUGUAGACAGAUAUAUCCAAUAUACAUGGCUUGUAUUGAUAUUUUGCUUGGUGUUGAUGGAAUUGAUGUAAAUAUUCCCGAUAAUGGAGGUAGAACUAGUUUAAUGAUGGCUGCAAUGAAAAACGACAGAGUUCUUACAAGGAAACUACUUCAAGCUGGUGCCAUAGUUACCAUGUUAGACUAUUCAGGAAGAUCUGCUCUACAAUAUCUUAAUAUUUAUCAGAGUGUGUUUGAUUUGACUUGUUUUAAAUUACUUCUAUCUAAUGGUAGCACUGGUCUUCUCAAUUUACCCUGUAUCGAUGGUAACACAAUUAUUCAAACAACCAUGUGUUUUCCCUUUUUCUGGGAACCAUACCAUGUUGUUUGUUUUAUGAGAUAUUUAGUUGCUGAAAACUGCUGUCUUCAGAUUCUCGUACCAUCAUCACUUGAAAGUAGCUAUAACCAAAUUGAUCUUACUGAGUUAAACCUUCAAGAAAGAGAUAGGCUGAGAAAACUGUUGUAUCUUAGUGGCGCCGAAGGGGAGGAAAUUAUGACUUCGUUAAAUUUUGACGAGGAAGACAAAAGAUAUGAACGAACAGACAUUUUCCACUCACCAGACAGAGCAGAAUUCGUUAGUUUCUGUAGUAAUAUAUCUCUCAAGUCCCUGUGCAGAAGAUUCAUCAGACAGAAUCUUGGAUUGGGAAUAAAGGAGAAGGUUAAGGAUCUGGAAUUGCCUCGCGAAUUAAACGACUUUCUUCUAUUGAAAGAUGUUCUUCAUCCUAAAGAUUACAACAUAGAUAAUAUUGAUGAUGUUUGUAAUGAUUUUGAUGAUGAUGAUGAUUAUCAUGGUUAUGAUAUAGAUAAAGAUAGAGAUGAUGAUUAUAGUCAAUAUAACUACCAGUAUUUUACUCUCAAUACGGAUCAUGAACUAAGACAAGAUUUCCUAGAAAACAACCUAUUUCCUAAUGGUGGUAGUGAUGAUGAUGAUAGUGAUGAUGAUGAUAGUGAUGUUUAUUUAAUAUAAGGACGUUGAUUAUAAGAAAGAUAUAGUGAACUGGUCAUUGUUCUAAAGACGAUAAAAACUGGAUAUGGUAGAAACAAGCGAACACCACCUGUAAUCUUGAUAUGAUAGAAACAAGCUGGCAACACCUGUAAUCUUGAUAUGGUAAAAACAAGCGAGCUCUACCUGUAAUCUUGAUAUGGUAGAAACAAGCGAGCAUCACCUGCAGCUUGAUAUAGUAGCCGGGGCGGAUCCAGAGGGGGUGGGGAGAGUUGUGACCCCCCCCCCCCUCCUGCUCAGCUACAUAAUUUUUUUGUAAAUCAACCCUUUUUAUGAGAAGUUUCUAGACCGUGUGCUUUAUCCUUUAUCGUCAGAUGUGGGACAGGAUGGGCACGCAAAGCACGAGAUAAUGAUAAAGACAUUAUGUGAUAUCACAAUUAAUGCUUUGCAUCCAUGAAAUUGAAUCACAAUGUCAUUGUAUUAAUUCAUAAUAAAAAUUGACGCCAAACGAGGUUUUGAAUUUCUCUGUUUAAAAAGCUCAAUGUGUAUGUAUAUACGCCACAAUGACGAUAGAGACCAUGCGGGAGGGGGGGGGGGGAAUACAUUGUCUCAGGAACCUGGCAAACCCCCUCCUGCAAAACUUCCUGGAUCCGCCCCUGGGUAGAAACAAUCGAGCACUACCUGUAAUCUGACUGAAUCUCAACUCGUAGAUUAUCUAGUAGUAAAGCAUGGAUGGAUUAAGCACUAUAUAAAUGUACAUCAUUAUUAUUAUUAUAACAAUAUAUUAAAUCUGACUAUCUGUACAGGUGUGUCUACCUGUCUAUCUACUGUUCUAUUGCUCUCUUCUUCUUAGCUCGUAUGAGUGACCCCGCACCCCCUCCCCCUUCAUGCACUUGUAUGAGUGCCCCCCACGGUUUGUAUGAUUGAGUGAUGUAAUGUAGCCAUAUUACUGUGUGUUUUUGUUUUAUUGUAAAACCCACAGUUGUUCAGAUAAAUAUGUGAUAAAAUUGUGUAAAUAUAAAAACAUAAAAUCAUUUGAUGUAAAAAAGAAAAGAAAAUAUAUUGUAC
Molecule: messenger RNA, 4034 nt
Organism: Patella vulgata (common limpet)
Lineage: Eukaryota; Metazoa; Mollusca; Gastropoda; Patellidae
Product: putative ankyrin repeat protein RF_0381
Exons: 3
Coding region: 435-2990 (851 amino acids)
Molecular function (GO): protein binding
Source: RefSeq, a predicted model, not a curated record